CAACAACGGUCGACUCUGCAAUGACACGCGCUGCUCAAAAUAAACAGGAUUAUUAAGAAUAGUUUUUUUUAGCCUUCAUUUUUAUUCAUUUAUAUUUCUGAACGACACGAUGGAAGAUGAGCUCAGGAAAGAGUCACCGAACGAAGAGCUGCGGAUCUGCACUCCGUCUCACCCCCUGCCUCUGGAAAUCCAGCAGAUGAAGCAGGAGGAGACGACCUGCCGUUACUGCGGCGUGAGCUACCUGAUCCUGCACGAGUUCCAGCGUCUGCAGGAGCGCCUCAGGGAGGUGGAGAGAGAGCUGGAGAGAGAGCGAGGGAGUGUGGAGAGAGAGAGAGAGAGCAGAGAGAAGCUACAGCGCUCACAGGUUCAGCUGGAGGGGAUCACAGCAGCCAAUCAGCUGUACAAGGACAGAGUGAUGGUUCUGACACUGCAGGUGUCCCAGGCAGACAGCAAGCUAGCAGAGUUGAGGACAGAGAACAAGAGGACGCGAGUGGAGCUGGAGAGCGAGCUUAAAUGCCGUCUGCAAAUCAGGUCAGUGUGUGAGCGACAGCGUGUUCUGCUGCAUGAUGCUGGGCCUGUGCUGCGAUGUGUUGCUGCAGAGCUGCGUGAGGUGAAAAAGGAUCUCUCUCUGCUCUCACAGGACUGGAACAUCAACACAGCACUGAUACUGCAGCACUGCUCUACUGCGUGUUCUGAACAUGACGUUCUGCAGCAGGAAGUGAACCUGGUGGAGGAGGAAGUGGUAAAGCUCCAGAAGGAGGUCAGGGAGCUUCAGGAACAUCUACAUAUGAGUCAGCUGGAGACACAGACACUAAAGAACCGCAUCCAGAAGCAGGAGUGUCUCCAGACCAGGAACCAGCAGGCGCUGAAACAGGAAGUGGAGAGCCUGCAAAACGAGCUGCAGAAAAGUCACAGUGAGCGGGAGGAGGUGGAGAGACUGCUGGAAAGCAAAAGAAAAGAGGAAGAGAGAAGAUGCUUACAGUUGCAGCAGCAGUGUGACGAGCAGAGUGCCACCUUACUGAGUCUGUCUCAAGACCUGAGGGAAAAGGAGGCGAGCUGGUUGUCAUGCCAACACAGAUGUGAGUCCCUGCAGCAGCAGCUGUUGACGUGGAAACGGAAGGAGGCGGAGACGAGGCAGGAACUGGAAGGAGCGACGAGGGAGGGUCAGAAGAUAAGAGACGAGAGGGAGGCGCUGAUACACACUCAGACAGAAGAGCUGCAGAAGGUGGAGGAAACGUACAGGAAAAGACUGGAGUUCUCUGAGGAACAGGGGUCAAAGUGGAGGAGAGAUGCUGCUCGAGAGCUCGAAAUUGAGAGACAGAGAAAUGAAAAGCUGAUUCAAAAGUACCAAACUGAAUACCAGCAUCUACAGGACAAGCUGCCCACUCUGGUGCAGUCUGCCACACAGGAGCUAAAGGAGGAGUUGUCAGCACUGGAGGUACAGCUGCAGAAGCGUGAAGAGGAGGUGAAGUGUGUGCGAAAGGAGGCCUCAGAGCGAGAGGAGCGACUCCUGAGAGAACAUCAAACAGAGGUGGAACAUCUCCAGCUCAAAGUACAGGAGCACCAACAGGAGGCGCUGGAGAUACAGCAAGCAUACAGAGACAUCCUACAGCUCAGACAGGAAAACUCUACUCUAAAUGAGGAGAACUGUGUGCUGCAGGAGACGGUGAGACGCGAGUGUGAGGAGCGAGCCGAGCUGACGGCCGCCCUGUCCCUGGCGAGAGAGCAGCUGCUGGGUGUCAGACAGACAGCGGUGAACUCCUCCAUCCCCCGCAGCUCUGCGUCAUCCUCCCUGCCCAGCCUGAGCGCGGGACACAGCCGUGACGCCGUCACUGUGGGCAGGAACACAGCAUCGUGGCACGGAAACUCUCGCCAGCUGCUGCCCUCCCUGCCCCGACUCGCCACAGAAAGACCUGCCCCGGUCAUCGAGGCACGCCAUCGCAUCAGCACAGUGACAGGCAGGAAGGACAAACGCUCCUGCUGAGGCGGAGGCUCUCACAGGAGACGAAAAGAGGAACGUGAGACUUCAUGGAGGUUACAGUAACUCCGCUUCAUCGUCCUCAGAGUAUUUAACUUCCAUUCAUAAACAUCGAUGAGGUCUCAUGU
This is a messenger RNA of Tachysurus vachellii, 2106 nucleotides long. It is a transcript of the gene lekr1, whose product is annotated as leucine, glutamate and lysine rich 1. The transcript is spliced from 14 exons. The record is from RefSeq and is a predicted model, not a curated record. Lineage: Eukaryota; Metazoa; Chordata; Actinopteri; Siluriformes; Bagridae. The coding region runs from base 110 to 1984 and encodes 624 amino acids.